UAAUUUUUUUUUUUCUUGAAGAGAGAUUCACGGCCCCUUCUGUGCUCCAUGCUGUGGAGCGGCCGGGGAGGGAGGCAGUGGUGACGCCUGGCAGUGCGCACAGCAGAGAGAAGACUGACUUUGAAGGGGGCAGGCAGAGUGUGCGGGCAGGAAACAGCCAUUCAACAGAGCACAGAUCUAUACACGGCGAUUUAUAAAGUUGUAGUUAUCACAAAGCAGAAGGGGGAGUGUCGCUGGAGGAGCUCAACACGCCUGAAUCUGUGUUCCCGGGGCCGCUGGACCAAGCUUUAGCGCAUGUAGAGAGGAGGAGGGAGGAGGAGGAGGAGGGAGGUGGAGGGGGCAGUGAGUGAGUACGUUUCAGAGGAUCCAGGCCUAGUAGUAUUGCCGCUGGGACUCUCCUCAUCCGCUUUCAAAAAAUUGGAAAUUGGCACAUUUAAACGCCAAAAUGAGCAGGUUGAGGGUCACGGGCGCGGUGGCCGACACCGGAAUGGGAGGAACCAUGCCAGCAUGAGUGGGCCUUACCCAGGCCCUGGCAGGGAGACUCAUCAGUCCAGCUGCCCUUUGACCCCUUGUCGCGACCUCUCCACCCACUCCUGCACCUCCAGACACCAUGACCACAGGCUCGGGCUAACCAUGUCUGCCACCGCCUCCUCCCUCAAGCAUGCAUCCGUCUAUGGAUUCUCACACAGGGACCACUCGUCCUCCUCUUCUUCCUCUUCAUCCUCCUACAGUCCUCUCAGGAGGCUGCAGCACCUCACCACCAUGGUGAGCCAGCCUGACCUGGUCCUGCCGGUGAGGGAGCCCGAGAGGAGCUGGGAGUGGGGGCUGAGUAAGAAGGAGAGGGGGAAGGGGAUGGAGAGGGACUCCUGGGCUGACAGUGAUUAUUCUGGCACCCAGAACACCAACAGGGAGGAGAGCUUCAAUAGCUCCUCAGCUGGACCAAAACAACCUGUGGUCCAAACUAAAAGUCGAGACAUGCCAGCAGCCAAUCGCAGCGACCCUGUUGUCUCAGAGAAAAAGAACGAAGGUUGUUUCUCCGGCCCGCCCAGCCCGGCCUUCUCUCUCGAUAGCAACAGCCCCUUUGCUAACGGUUUCCUCCACUUUGAGUCCUCUUUGUUUGAGGAUGAUGACAAUGAUGAAGAGCGGGAGAAGGUGUCGCCUCUGGGAGGCUUGCAGGACAAACACGAGCAGGCGCGGAAUGUUCUUCCGUCCACCCCUGGACACUUGAAUUCGGACUCCAAGGAUGCUCCCCUGUCAUCCGCCAAGGUCAUCACCCGGUCCCAGUCCUCAGGUCAGCGCAGGAGAUACUGGGACGGCUCGGAUGACGAGUGGGAGAGUGACACCGAGCUGUUCCUACUCGAGGAUAGUCCCUCAAGGCAUUCACUGCCAAACAGCCUCAAGAAAAAGUCUUUGCCGCCUGUGAAGUUUGUGGAAGGUGAAGUUAUUUGGGCAAAGUUCAACCGAAGACCAUGGUGGCCCUGUAAGGUGACCGUUGACCCCGUACAGGGAAUCUAUCACCGAGUGAAAGAACCCAGUGACCGGCCCUGUCGGCUCUACCAUGUCAGGACCUUUGGGGAGCCUGUGGAACUAACCUGGGUGGAGGAAAAAGCAACUCACAGUUUCCAUGGAGGGUUUGAAUUUGAACAGCUGCCCCUACUGCGCCGGAGGGGGAAGCAAAGGGAGCAGAACUACAAAUACACUAUUGCAAAGCGUUAUCAGGACUCUUGGAAAUCCAGCGUGGCAGAAGCGGAAUUUUUUCUCCAAGAAAAACCCAAAACAGAUUCCUCCAUUCCUUCCUCCAUAGACGAUGCCUUCCACGACAGUCCCACAGUGGAGAGCGAGAAUAAGGCCCAGCCAACCUUUCUUCCCUCCCCUUCACCACUUCCACUUCCUGAGUCAUCGCACUUGACCAAUGGAUCCAUUUCAUCCCCAGUUACAAUUCCAGCAAAGCCAAGCACUUUAAGGAAAUCUGGCAAGAAGAAACCAAGUAAAUCGUCAAAGGACAUGAGUAGCAAACACUCUAAAAAGACGUUGCAUAAUAGCCCUGACCAGUCAGAUAGAGGCAAUGGAGAAUGCCCAUAUUCUGACCUCGACUCAGUCCCUAAGAUUUUGUGUCCUAAAGCACUUGAACGUCAGUCUAAGCUAGCUCCAACUCAGCCAUCCGUUACAGUUGUCAAAGAGGUGAAGAAGCAGCCAGAGAUUCAGAGUGGUCUGUGGUUCAGUAAAUCAGGCAAAGACAGACGACCCAAAACAACCAGUCCGAUGCCGGACCGCACUCUCUUUAGUAAGGUGCCCUGUAAGAAGAAGAACUCAUCUGUUGUAACUAAAAAGACACUGGUUCCUAGUGCCUCCUCUUCCAGUGGUGGGCUCAGUGACCAGUCAGUGUUGUCAGACAAGCAUAAGACUCCUGCUGAAACAAAUCUGUCACCUGAACAGUUGGGACAUUCAAAGUGUAAAAACCCCCUGGUUGCUAACAGGCCUUUUGGUACAGCUGGCAGUCCCACUGAACAGUCAGGACUGUCAGACAAGCAGAAGUCCCUCGUCUCUGUUGAGACUGGUGUGCCCUCUGACAAGUGUGGAUAUUCAAAGGGUAGACAGAUUGUCAGUAAUACAACUGACACUACUACUGGCUUGCUGUCUGACCAAUUAGAUAGCUCAGAUGUUGAAAAGGCCUCACAGCCGCCAAGCCCAGUCACUGUCAAUGACCAGUCCAACCAAUCCAGAUUGAGAGUUGGUCGAACUGAACAUUCAGACAUGAUGGCUAAUAAAAAGAUCCAUGUAACUGACAGGAUUUCUGACCAAGCAGAAGAAAAAGAAACUAAAAAGAGUCCAGGGUCCCCUUUAAAUAUUGACACUACUGACCCAUUAGUAAAGCUAGAAAAGCAAACAAGUCUGGUCUCGAAGUGUAGGCUGCCAUUUGUCAAAUUAAUACGCAAGGACAUAAAGGGUAAAAAGUUCCUAAAUUCCAGUGUAACUGUUAGCCCUGGUGACCAUCCUGGAUGUACAAAGAAUGAAAAAACACCAGGUACUGAUGUGACUAAAGUGUCUACUAAACAAUCAGAGUGGGUGGACGGCAAAGCAAGUGUCUCCCUAGAGCAGGUAGUCAGUUCAGAAUCAAUAAAGGUCUCAGUUAAGAAGUUGAAAGCAAGUGGUGGGACUGGUGUUCUGCGUCUCUCAUCAGAAUCAGGAAAAGCUAAAACUAUUGUUGCCUCCAGUGUGGCCAGUGUGUCUGAUGAGUUACGUAGCUAAGAAGCAGAACAGGUUUUAAAUGUGAGCCCUGGCAAUGUGACUUACUCAUCCUCUAACCAAUCAGAACAGCCAGAAGGAGAGAAGGUGUCUGCAUCCAAUGGAACAAGCAUGUCCUCUGAAGAGUUAGGCAGCUCAGAGCAAAACAAAACAUCUGCCACUAGUACAGAUUUUAAUGCAACUCCUCUGCUUUUGCACCGGCAUGGGGAUUCAGUAUGUAAGAAAGCUCAUGUGCCUGAAGGCCCAUCUUCUGCAAAAUCGAAGAAAGUCAUCCACAAGUCAAAGCAGGUUCAAGAAGAAGUCAAGAAAGUCCUUCUCCAUGAGCAGCCUGCCCACCUCCCAGCUAGCAGUCGGCUGAUGACCAGAGCCCUGAGGGCCAUGCAGGAGGCGGAACAGAAGAAGCGUGAAAAAGCCAGGAAGGAGGCUGAGCAGAAGGAACUCUUAAAUCCUUACAGAAAAGCUGAGGAUCUUGUGUGCAACACUGCGCGCAAGUCCAAACUGGACUUUAGCAAUAAAAUUAAAUCUCUUAAAUCUCAUCAUAAUGACAAUGGUGGGUAUGAUCAGGACACGUUUUCUAGCUGUAGCACUCCCUCUUUGACGUUUUCUGAUACGGUUGACUUCGAAGUUGAUGUCAAGAGCGAAGAUGAAGACCUCUCAAUAUCCUCAACUCCACCAAUGGACUUCAUACCCCUUACUUCUAAGGUAAAGGCCAAGAGGGAAGAUCAUUCCUCUGAUAUACACUUCUCUUCCUCGCCUCCCUCACCAUUUGCUUUUAUGAAUGCCUUUAAAAACGUGGAAGAGGUGUCCUUCCAGUCCCUGACAAAUGAUAGGGAUGGUAAACCCAUCUCUUUCAAACCAGAUGCAAACUACAAGUUCAGCACUUUUCUCAUGAUGCUCAAGGACUUGCAUGACACUAGAGAACGAGACGGGACCCCCUUAGAACUGGAAAUUGGGCCCCCAAGUGCACAUGUUAAGGAGGAACCUUUAGUGAUGCCUGGAGAGGUUACACUCACAGGCCAAGCUCAACAAAUCGAACAUGUUAAAAAUUCAAAUUCAAGUCUAGACAAAAUUGAAAUCAAACACAGUGAGGAGAGCACAAGUCAGGCGUCCAAGAGGCCCUACAACAGAAGGGGCAGUUCCACUGGCGUUAGAAAGAAAGCCAACCGUAAAGUGCCUUGUCGUCCUGCCAGGUCUGGACCUGGUUUCCCAGGACUGGAGUCCUUGCCAGCAGUAGACUCUUCAUCAGGAGUGGAUUGCUCAUCAAGAGUCCAGUCCCUGUUGGGCAUACAGACCAGUGGCUGGAAGAAGCAGCCUGGAGAUAGUGAAGGAGUGGUGGGGGAGGAGGAAGACAGGUGGAGCAGAAUAAAUGCGAAUCUACAGAACAUGGUGCCUUUGGAGCAGAGGGGGUGUGACACUACGCUGUGUCUGGAAAAGCCGAAUGGCCUUGUUGGAGGCUGCACUGAGACUAACACAAACUUUAUGUACAAGGCUGGAGAGGGCGACAAGGCUCCAAAAGCACAUAAACGAAUUAGGAAACCAAGCAAGAGGCUGAUUGAAUGGACUGAAGAAUAUGAUCAGAUUUUCUCCACCAGGAAGAAAACCAAAAAGCCUCUCCAGUUGAUUGGAAAGGCUGCUCAGCCCAUAACGUCCACGUCCGAACCCCCGGCAUUGGACAACAGCGCACACGACCACCCGUCCUUGAAUUUGCUUCCUGAAAUACAGACCCCACCUCCUGAGGAGAUCACCGCAACAACACCCUCUGAAAUACAAAUUCCCAGCACUGAAAACACAACUACCCAAGAUGCACCGGUGCUUUCCAUCGACACACUAACCCCUCCUCCUGAAGCUGACCCCUCGCUGUCAGAAGGCCUCGUCAAAGACAAUGGAAGUGCUCCUGUGCUGGAGAAGAAGCGGAAGAGGAAACCAACGCAGAAGAUCCUGGAGUACUGUCUGGAGGCCGAGGCCUCAACAGGCCCCAAGAAGAAGGUCAAAACACUGAAGAAUAAUUCAAAUCCUGUGGCUCACUCAGAUUCUGGACCGCCAUCUUUUAAAUCAAAGAGUAAGCAGCUCACAGCAGCCAGCUCCGCACCGACACCCACAGAAGCUUCCACCUGUGCGCCCAAAGAUCCCCCUCCCACCUCUCCUGCACCUUCCACUCCAGCGCCAAACCCACCCGAACCUGCCCCAGUGGAGACGGCGUCAGAAGGCAUAGAUGCUCCUCAAGCAGAGGACAAAAAGGACACAGCAGAGUCAGAGGGUGACCUGUCCGGCUUGGAUCACAGCUUCUCCUCCAUGAAGGAUGACUUGUUGCUUUGCGAUGAUCCACUUUUACCCUCGAGGAAGAUCAUUGGGGACCGAGGAGGUCCUGCCUCCAUGAAGGAGAAUAUAUGUCAGGUGUGUGAGAAGACGGGGGAGCUGCUGCUGUGUGAGGGUCAGUGCUGUGGAGCCUUCCACCUGCCCUGCAUCUCUCUGGCCGAGGCCCCUAAAGGGAAGUUUGUCUGUCCGGAGUGCAAAUCAGGCAUCCACACGUGCUUUGUCUGUAAGAAGCGCAGUGAGGACGUGCGGCGUUGUAUGAUUCCUGUGUGUGGGAAGUUUUACCAUGGGGAGUGUAUCGCAAACUACGCCCCAACCGCGCCUGUGAACCGAGGCUUCCGCUGCUCCAUCCACGUCUGUCUCACCUGCUUCAUCACUAACCCCAACAGCUCGUCCAUCUCUAAAGGUCGCCUGGUUCGAUGUGUGCGCUGCCCAGUAGCCUAUCACGCUACAGACCUGUGCAUGGCAGCAGGCAGCGUCAUCCUGUCCAACAACAGCAUCAUCUGCCCUAACCACUUCACCCCCCGCCGCGGCGUCAAGAACCACGAACACGUCAACGUCAGCUGGUGUUUCGUCUGCACUGAAGGUGGCAGUCUGCUGUGCUGUGAGUCUUGUCCUGCUGCGUUCCACCGGGAGUGUCUGAACAUGGAAAUGCCUAAAGGCAGCUGGUACUGCAACGACUGCAAGGCUGGGAAGAAACCUCGUUACAAGGACAUCCUCUGGGUGAAGGUUGGCCGUUACAGGUGGUGGCCAGCAGAGGUCAGCCAUCCCAAAACAAUCCCAGAGAACAUCCAGCGUAUGAGGCACGACGUCGGGGAGUUUCCCGUCCACUUCUUCGGCUCCAACGACUACCUGUGGACCUACCAGGCCAGGGUCUUCCCUUAUAUGGACGUGGACGCCAACAGCAAAGAGAAGAUGGGGAAAGGUGUCGAUGCCACCUACAAGAAAGCUUUGGAGGAGGCGGCUGUUCGAUUUCGUGAGCUGCAGGCGGAAAAGGAGCUUCGGCAGCUUCAGGAGGACAGGAAGAACGACAGGAAGCCUCCGCCCUACAAACAUAUCAAGGUGAAUCGACCAAUAGGAAAGGUUCAGAUAUUUACGGCCGACCUAUCAGAGAUCCCGCGCUGCAACUGUAAGGCAACAGAUGAGAGCCCGUGUGGGAUGGACUCAGAGUGCAUCAACCGCAUGCUGCUGUACGAAUGUCACCCACAGGUUUGUCCGGCGGGCGAACGCUGCCUCAACCAGGCAUUCACCAAGCGUCAGUACAGCCAGGUUGAGAUCUUUAGGACGCUCUCUCGAGGCUGGGGGCUCCGCUGUGUCCAUGACAUCAAGAAGGGUCAGUUUGUGAGCGAGUACGUCGGGGAGGUGAUUGAUGAGGAGGAGUGCAGGUCCAGGAUCAGACAUGCCCAGGAGAACGACAUCUGUAACUUCUAUAUGCUGACACUGGACAAGGAUCGAAUCAUCGAUGCCGGGCCGAAGGGGAACGAGGCUCGCUUCAUGAACCACUGCUGUCAACCCAACUGUGAGACGCAGAAGUGGACGGUGAGCGGAGACACCCGGGUGGGACUGUUCGCCCUUGUUGACAUCACUGCAGGCACAGAGCUCACCUUCAACUAUAACCUGGAGUGUUUGGGGAACGGGAAGACGGUCUGUAAGUGUGGAGCGCCAAACUGCAGCGGCUUCCUGGGCGUCAGGCCAAAGAACAACCCUCCGUCUGAAGACAAAGGUCGUAAACUGAAGAGGAGGGGCCACGGCAAGAGGAAGAACAAGGUGGUGGUGACCAAAGAACGAGAGGACGAGUGUUUCAGCUGCGGAGAUGGAGGACAGAUGGUUUCCUGUAAGAGACCCGGCUGUCCCAAAGUUUACCAUGCCGACUGCCUCAAUCUCACCAAGAGACCUGCAGGUCGUUGGGAAUGUCCGUGGCACCAGUGCGACAUCUGUGGAAAGGAUGCGGCGUCCUUCUGCGAGAUGUGCCCCAGCUCCUAUUGCAGCCAGCACCGCGACGGCCUGCUCUUCAUCUCCAAGCUGGACGGCAAACUGUGCUGCAGCGAACACGACCCCUGCGGGCCUGAACCGCUGGAGCCAGGGGAGAUCAGGGAGUACACCCCCGAGCCCAGAGCCCUGACCUCGGGGCUGGGCAUGGCCAUCAUCCCCUCUGCUACUCCUAACGCCAACACUAAUCAGAUCCCGACCGCCAGGAAGGUCCAGGAAAUCAGCAGCAGCGCCGGCACGUGUACCUCUGAGCCGCUUCCUGCUUUCUCCAUGCCGGUACCCAUCACUAUCCCCGUCGCAGCGCCCGCCUCUUCUCCUCCCCCUAGCAGCUCAGAUGCCCCCAGCAGCCCACCGGUGUAUGAGCUCCCACACUACUCGCCCAUCUCCUCAUAUGAGGAGGAGAGGGAUGUCUUAGAGGAGGAUGAGGAGGACGAGGAGCUGCUGGAGGAAGUGGAGGAUGAGUCAGAGGAAGAGGGUGAGGUGGGUAGGCAGAAAUCAGAUCCUCACGAAGAGGAUGGAGAGGAGGUGAUGGAAUACCUGGAGAUCAAAGAGGAUGAGGAGGAGGAAGAGGAGGACGAUGAGGAGGAGGAGGAGGAGGAGGAAGAAGAGGAGGAGGAGGAAGAGUGACGCACAGUGGAUUAUUAUUUACAGUGGAACAGAUUAACUGCUACACAAAAGCAGUCACUACAGCGGGGACGCAAAUGAAGAUUAACCAAUCACACGCAGCCCAGUCUGUCACUGUACCCAGCGAGCAGGUGGACGUACGGAGGGCUCUUUAGGACAAAACUAAAUCAACACAUAAAUAAAUUGUCCAUAAAUAAACAGCAUAAAUACUGUAUAGACUCAUAUAUACACAGACAGGUAUUACUGAUUUAGUUUUGUCCUAUGAGUCGCUCCUCGUGUGGUGACACAGUGACUUUGCACACACUGGCGCUGACUGCACCUUCAUGUGGGAGAUCUGACAAAGAAAAUUAUCUGGAACUUCUACAGACCGUAGAACUUGGGAUUUGUAAACAUAUUUCACGUCACUACUUGUUUUCUCACCUGCUGGUUUGUUUCAGUAUUUCUUCUCACUAGUAUUUCAGCAAGUUGACCUGCAAAAAAAAAAAAAAAAAAAAAAAAAA
Molecule: messenger RNA, 8672 nt
Organism: Epinephelus lanceolatus (giant grouper)
Lineage: Eukaryota; Metazoa; Chordata; Actinopteri; Perciformes; Serranidae
Gene: nsd1b
Product: nuclear receptor binding SET domain protein 1b
Cellular component (GO): nucleus
Molecular function (GO): histone methyltransferase activity; protein binding
Source: RefSeq, a predicted model, not a curated record